Molecule: messenger RNA, 1374 nt
Organism: Coffea eugenioides
Lineage: Eukaryota; Viridiplantae; Streptophyta; Magnoliopsida; Gentianales; Rubiaceae
Product: amino acid transporter AVT1I-like
Exons: 3
Coding region: 76-1308 (410 amino acids)
Cellular component (GO): plasma membrane
Source: RefSeq, a predicted model, not a curated record
GUUUACAUAUAUAGCCAGCCUCACCUCAUAAUGCGAAGCAACACCGGAGCAGUUGUCUAGCCAGGGAAAAGAGGCAUGGAUUCCCUCAAUGUAGACACAAUGGAGAGCCAAAACCAGGUCCCACAACCACAAAAAGGCACUACAUUCCUCAGAACUUGCUUCAAUGCGCUGAAUGCUUUGUCAGGUGUGGGAAUCUUAUCAAUCCCAUAUGCACUUUCAGAAGGGGGCUGGCUAAGCUUAACAAUUCUUUUCUUAGUAGCAGUUCUGUGUUAUUAUACAGGGCUGCUUCUACAACGUUGCAUGGAUGUUGAUCCACUCGUUAGAACAUAUCCUGAUAUUGGUGAACUUGCUUUUGGGAAAAAGGGAAGACUCACCAUUUCUACCUUCAUGUAUCUUGAAUUGUACCUGGUUGCGGUUGAAUUUCUCAUCUUGGAAGGUGAUAAUCUGCAUAAACUAUUCCCAGAUGCAUGUUUCCACCUUGGUGGCAAGAAAGUUGGAGGAAAACAGGUCUUUGUUCUACUUACGGCGCUCAUAAUCUUGCCCACAACAUGGUUAAGGAAUUUAGGAUUGCUGGCUUAUGUUUCUGUUGGAGGGGUUUUGGCUUCCUUUGUUCUACUGGGUUCUGUUUUUUGGGUUGGUGCCAUUGAUGACGUGGGGUUUCACGAGACAGGAUCACUUUGGAGGUGGAGUGGACUGCCAACAGCAAUAAGCUUGUUCACUUUUUGUUAUUGCGGCCAUGCAAUUUUUCCCACACUCUGCAAUUCCAUGAAAGACAGAAGUCAAUUUCCCAAGGUUUUGCUCGUUUGUUUUGUUUUGAGCGGCCUCACUUAUGGAUCGAUGGCUGUGCUCGGAUACUUGAUGUUUGGAGAUAAUCUGUCAUCCCAAGUGACGUUAAAUCUUCCUACUGCAAAAAUCAGUUCAAAAAUUGCAAUUUACACCACGCUGGUCAACCCAAUUACCAAGUAUGCCAUAAUCAUUGCUCCAAUUGCAACAGCAGCUGAAGAUGCGUUUCGUUUCCGAAAUAGCAGAACUAUGAGCCUUCUCAUUAGAACAAGUUUGGUCGUCAGCACGGUUGUAGUGGCACUUUGCAUUCCGUUUUUUGGAUACGUAAUGGGAUUUAUAGGUGCAUUUUUGAGCAUCAGCGUCUCAAUGUUAUUCCCAUGCCUUUGUUAUCUGAAGAUCAAGAAAGCCUACAGGAGAUGGGGGCCAGAGUUGGUCUCAAUUAUGCUAAUUUUAGUUUUAGGGAUAAUUGUUUCAGCGUUGGGUACUUACAUUUCCGUGAGAAAUAUAGUAAGGAAUGUCUUGUAAGGCACAGUUGCCUUAAUUAGUGAACUUAGAUGUAAACAAUGAGUGGAUGAAAUUUAGAGGAACAGA